AUGCGCACAGAAUCCACCCAGGACGAUCUCCUCGGCAGCAUCCUCAACCGCAACCGCCAAUGGGCUACCCGAACGGCCGCGACCAACCCCGCCCUGUUUCCCGCCCUCGCGCAAGGCCAAUCUCCCCAGAUCCUCUGGUACGGAUGCUCCGACUCCCGCGUUCCUGAGACCACGGUUCUCGAUCUCCAGCCCGGAGAGGUCUUUGUCCACCGUAACAUCGCCAACCUCCUCCCGGCGACCGAUCUCUCCUCCCUGAGUGUCCUCCAGUACGCCGUCGAGGUCCUCCAGGUCCAGCACAUCAUCGUGUGCGGCCACUACGGCUGCGGAGGCGUCAAUGCUGCGCUCGCCAACAAGAAGCUGGGACUCAUCGACAGCUGGCUCCGGGGGGUGCGCGAGGUCCGGGCAAAGUACGAGAAGCAGCUGGUCGGCUUGACGCCUAAGCAGCAGAGCGACAAGCUGGUCGAGUUCAACGUCAUGGAGCAGGUUCGCUCAGUGCUCAAGAACGCCAACGUCCAGGAGGCCAUUGAGGAGCGCGGACUCGAGGUCCACGGCUGGGUCUACAACAUCAGCUCCGGAGAGUGCCACAUGCUCGAGUGUCCCGAGGACCCCGAUGCGCACGUCUUCACCGUCAAGGACCCCCGCAAGGAGCUUCUCGAUUAA
Messenger RNA from Tricharina praecox, 660 nucleotides. RefSeq names its product carbonic anhydrase. The coding region runs from base 1 to 660 and encodes 219 amino acids. Gene Ontology annotation, biological process: cellular response to carbon dioxide; cellular response to oxidative stress; carbon utilization. The transcript has a single exon. The record is from RefSeq and is a predicted model, not a curated record. Gene Ontology annotation, cellular component: cytoplasm. Gene Ontology annotation, molecular function: carbonate dehydratase activity; zinc ion binding. Lineage: Eukaryota; Fungi; Ascomycota; Pezizomycetes; Pezizales; Pyronemataceae.